GGAAUUACUGGCAAGAGAGCUGUAGACUAACUUACCACCGAACCCAUUACUUUUCCAAGAUCAGAAAUAUAUUACACUAACAGGAACCACUCCUCAUUCAGAUAAGAAUUCAAGGUUUUCAUCUACAGUUUUUAUCUACAGUAAUUAGCUGCAUCAUAAUAAGACAGAUAGCUCAGCUGCAUCUAUUUAAGUGCUUUUAAUCUUCCUCUCCCCUCCCUCUCUCCCUCUCCCCCCCCCCCCUUUCCCUUUCCUUCUCCCUCCCUCUCUCUUAUUUAUUUUCUGGGUAGCUUUGACAUUGUAAACCACAGACGAAUUGGAGCCUGGCAUUGAAAAGAGGUGUUCUGCAACUUUUUUUUUCCCCCUUGUCUAAAGAAGUUGACUUCUACAACAGGGGAUCUGAAAAAUGACAGGGGCGAAGAGGAAAAAGAAAAGCAUGUUCUGGAGCAAGAUGCAUUCCCCCCAUUAUGAGGACAUUAAACAGUGGUGCAGAAGGCGGCUACCUAUUUUGGAAUGGGCACCACAUUACAAUCUGAAAGAAAACCUGCUUCCAGACACUGUGUCUGGGAUAAUGUUGGCAGUUCAACAGGUGACACAAGGGUUGGCCUUUGCUAUUCUCUCAUCUGUGCACCCAGUGUUUGGUUUAUAUGGGUCUCUGUUUCCUGCCAUCAUCUAUGCCAUAUUUGGAAUGGGACGACAUGUUGCCACAGGCACCUUUGCCUUGACAUCCUUAAUAUCAGCCAAUGCUGUGGAACGGCUAGUCCCUCAAAGCAGCCAGAACCUCACCACGCAGAGCAACUCCAGUGUACUAGGCUUAUCUGACUUUGAGGUACAAAGGAUUGGAGUUGCUGCAGCUGUUUCCUUCCUGGGAGGUGUGAUUCAGAUUUAUGCAUACGUCUUUGAAAACAUCAAGUCUGUCCGACUGGAAGCACUGCUCUUGUCUUUGCUGAGCAUCGUGGUCCUUGUUCUUGUUAAGGAGCUGAAUGAACAAUUUAAAAGGAAAAUUAAAGUUGUUCUUCCUGUCGAUUUAGUUUUGAUUAUUGCUGCAUCUUUUGCUUGUUAUUGUACCAAUAUGGAAAACACAUAUGGAUUAGAAGUAGUUGGUCGUAUCCCAAAAGGAAUUCCUCCACCUAGAGCUCCCCCAAUGAACAUCCUCUCUGCAGUAAUCACUGAAGCUUUCGGAGUGGCACUCGUAGGCUACGUGGCCUCACUGGCUCUGGCUCAAGGAUCUGCCAAAAAAUUCAAAUAUUCAGUCGAUGACAAUCAGGAAGUUUUGGCUCAUGGCCUCAGCAAUGUGAUUCCUUCAUUUUUCUUCUGCAUACCAAGUGCUGCAGCCAUGGGGAGAACGGCUGGCCUAUAUAGCACAGGGGCAAAGACACAGGUGGCCUGUCUAAUAUCUUGCAUUUUCGUCCUUAUAGUCAUCUAUGCAAUUGGACCUUUGCUGUACUGGCUGCCCAUGUGUGUUCUUGCAAGUAUUAUUGUUGUGGGGCUGAAGGGAAUGCUAAUACAAUUCCGGGACUUAAAAAAAUAUUGGAAUGUGGAUAAGAUCGAUUGGGGUAUAUGGGUCAGUACAUAUGUCUUUACAAUAUGCUUUGCUGCCAAUGUGGGACUGCUGUUUGGUGUCGUCUGUACCAUAGCUAUAGUGAUAGGACGCUUCCCAAGAGCAAAGACUUUAAGUAUAAAAAACAUGAAAGAAAUGGAAUUUAAAGUGAAGACAGAAACAGAUGAUGAAAGCCUGCAGCAGGUGAAAAUUAUCUCAAUAAACAAUCCACUUGUUUUUCUGAAUGUGAAGAAAUUUCAUAUGGAUCUAAUAAACAUAAUGCAAAAGGAAAAUGCCAACAACCAGCCACUUGAUGAUAUCAGUAAGUGUGAACAAAACACGCUGCUGAAUUCUCUAUCCAAUGGCAACUGCAAUGAGGAAACUUCACAGUCAAGCUCUCACGACAAGUCAGCCUUAAUCCUGGAUUGCAGUGGCUUAACCUUUUUUGACUAUUCUGGUGUCUCCAUGCUGGUUGAGGUUUACAUGGACUGUAAGGACCAGAGUGUGGAUGUAUUGUUAGCCAAUUGCACAGCUUCCUUGAUAAAAGCAAUGAAGUACUAUGGAAACUUAGACUCAGAGAAACCAAUUUUUUUUGAAUCAGUAUCUGCUGCAAUAAGUAACAUCUAUUCAAAUAAGAACUUCAACAAACUCGGUGACCACAGUGAGGUCUGAGCCCCAUUUGUUGCAGUAUGGAUCUUGACUCUAGGAACUUCUCUGAAAAAGCCAUGUACUGGCAUUUUGCACAUUUUUAAAAAAAUUUUAUUGUAUCGAUCCUGCAUGUGAUCUCCACUCCAAUAAGUUGAUGUGACUUUGUAACUGCAUUACGUUGGUCAAGAUUUGCCAAAAGUUUUUUUUUUUUUUUCCUAAUCUUUUGUUAGUAAGGAAAUUCACUUAGUUAUUUUAUUAAAAAAUCACUAUGCAUUUAGCUUUAGUUUAUAAAGGAUAAACAUGAUUUUAUUUCAUUUUAUUACAGCAUUUUGUGUUGUUUUACUUCUAUUUUGCUGUAAGCUUAUCUUUAAAACUGAGAAAUUUGGAAUCCUUAGAAGUCAUUUGUAAAAGUUCAGAUCAUCUGUAACUAAUACACAAACCAACUUGGUAAAUAUGCCAUUUUCCUGUACCUUCUAUCCCCCAAAGCCAUUUAAACACCAAUAGGAAUAAAUCUUACUCUGUACAAUAGGAUAUGAAAUUCACAGAAAUAAAGGAAUCAGAAACAGAUGACCAAAAAAUGACAAAUUGAAGUCAUCGAUCUCUAUUUCCUUCAAUGCACUCACUCCUGAAGUAUUCAAGAAUGUUUUAAUAUUUGGAAGAAAACUGGUAUCCAAAUAAAAUCAAGUUCUUGA
This is a messenger RNA of Marmota monax (woodchuck), 2877 nucleotides long. RefSeq names its product solute carrier family 26 member 7 (gene Slc26a7). Lineage: Eukaryota; Metazoa; Chordata; Mammalia; Rodentia; Sciuridae. The coding region runs from base 404 to 2209 and encodes 601 amino acids. The record is from RefSeq and is a predicted model, not a curated record. Gene Ontology annotation, cellular component: membrane. The transcript is spliced from 17 exons. Gene Ontology annotation, molecular function: bicarbonate transmembrane transporter activity; chloride transmembrane transporter activity; oxalate transmembrane transporter activity. Gene Ontology annotation, biological process: transmembrane transport.